UGCAGGCCGCCAUUGUGUGUCUGAUCUGCAGCUGUAGCGAGAGAGAGCGACACGGGCGCAAACAUUCUUAUAAACACUCGUUUCCCGUUCACUUUAACCCGCAAACUAAAACAGCCUUCUGGGAGAGAGAAAUGUCAGCCAGCAGCCUUCUGGACCAGAGACCGAAAGGCCAAGCAAAUAAAGUGCAAAACGGAGGUGUUGCCCAAAAGGAUACUUUGAACGAUGAUGAGUUCGAGCCUUACCUGAAUGCUCAGCCCAGACAGAGCAAUGCCUAUACGGCCAUGUCCGACUCCUACAUGCCCAGUUACUACAGCCCCUCUAUAGGCUUUACCUAUUCGCUUAAUGAAGCGGCAUGGUCUACUGGUGGUGACCCUCCAAUGCCUUACCUGGCCUCCUAUGGACAACUUAGCAAUGGGGAGCACCACUUUCUCCCAGAUGCCAUGUUUGGCCAGUCAGGAACACUUGGGAACAACCCUUUCCUGGGACAGCAUGGCUUCAACUUUUUCCAGAGUGGGAUUGACUUCUCAGCCUGGGGAAACAGCAGCUCUCAGGGACAGUCCACACAGAGCUCAGGUUACAGCAGUAGCUAUGCCUAUGCUCCUAGCACGCUAGGAGGCGCUAUGAUUGAUGGACAGUCACCUUUCGCAGCCAAUGAGUCGCUCAACAAGGCAGUGGGAAUGAAUAGUUUAGAUCAGGGCAUGGCGGGGCUUAAGAUUGGGGCUGGGGACAUGGCGCCCAAAGUUGUUGGUUCUGGACUUCCUGGAGGGCCUCUGAGUCAGGUGUCGGCUGCUCCCACCAUGCCUCCAGCCUCCAUGGCUCCUGCAAAAAUUGCAUCUUGGGCAGACAUUGCAAGCAAGCCGGCCAAACCUCAGCCUAAGCUGAAAACCAAGGGAGGUCUUGGUGGGACAAAUCUGCCACCACCUCCCAUCAAACAUAACAUGGAUAUUGGAACUUGGGACAACAAGGGGACGGUGCCAAAACCAGCAGCCCCACAGCAGGCUUCUCUGCCUACUAAUGGACAGCCAACCAAUCAGUCGUCUCCUCAACCGGGCACUACUGCUGGAGGGGUGCCGCAACUGCCCCUCACUAAUGGACAGCUAGUUCCUCCUACUGGCCAACUUGGGCAGCACCCUCUUCCUCCCAGUGGCCAGCCGGGAGCUGUCCCACCACCACUGUCCCAGGGCCCUCCUGCUCCCCAAAACUCCCAACCAACCCGCUGGGUCCCUCCGCGAAACCGUGCCAACGGCUUUGGGGAUGUAGCGGGUGGGCCUGGACAAUCCCCUCCAAGUUCAGGAAUGGGUGGGGUUGCUGUUCCAGCAGAGCCCCACCCAGUUCUGGAGAAACUUCGAAUGGUGAACAACUACAAUCCCAAGGACUUUGACUGGAACCCUAAGCAUGGUCGUGUCUUCAUUAUCAAGAGCUACUCAGAGGAUGACAUCCAUCGGUCCAUUAAAUACAAUAUCUGGUGCAGUACGGAACACGGCAAUAAACGUCUGGACGCUGCGUACCGUUCACUGGCCAACAAAGGGCCACUUUACCUGCUCUUCAGCGUGAAUGGCAGUGGGCACUUCUGUGGUGUGGCCGAAAUGCGCUCGCCUGUGGACUACAACACCUGUGCAGGCGUGUGGUCGCAGGACAAGUGGAAGGGACGCUUUGAUGUGUGCUGGAUCUUUGUGAAGGACGUUCCAAACAGCCAACUUAGGCACAUUCGUCUGGAAAACAAUGAGAAUAAGCCAGUCACCAACUCCCGUGACACGCAGGAGGUUCCGUUGGAUAAGGCACGUCAGGUGUUGAAGAUCAUUGCAAGUUACAAGCACACCACCUCCAUUUUUGACGACUUCUCACACUACGAGAAACGUCAGGAAGAGGAGGAGAGUGUGAAAAAGGUGGAUGUUCAGGGGAGUGACCCGUACUCCAAUAACUCCAGUCGAAGCCACUACAGAAUGCAGGAUCGCCAAGGACGUGUGAAGUAACAGGCUCUGCUUUGGCAAAAGACUGACAGGCCCUGAGCUUUCUCUCCCCGAUCUUACAACCAGAUAUUUUCAGAAAUUAUUUUGGGGAAAGAAUUAACCAAGGAUUUGAAACAAGGAGAAAAAAAAAAACUAAAUGAAGACUUUUUGAUUUCUUUUGACCUAAAAGACUUACUUCGAACUUGUAGUAAAAGAAAAAUGACACGAUUAUUCAUAGGACUACAACUUAAUUCUAUAGGAUUAUAAUAGUGAACCCAGUACUUCCCUCUUUUUUUUUUUUUUUUUGGUCCUGUUUUUUGUUCCGCUGCCUCUUCCUUCUGAUAUUGUUUUUGUUUUUUCAUUUUCUUUUUUUAGAAGAACAUCUGGUUUUACAGUCCAAGCACAAUGCUUUGCUUCUCUCUUGCUACAAUCUUGAGUGUUUUUUGUACAUUUGAGCUCUUGUCCGGAUCCUGUAGGUUCCCCCCACCCCUUUCUCUAUAAUCCCCUCUAUUGGAGCAGAAACCAUCCAGUCAGGAUGCACAAUUGUCAUUGCCUUCGCAGAAGAUGUUCAAUUGUUAGUAAUUGAUCAAUAGUCAGUUCAAAAUAUCAAUAACUCCUAAGAGAAAUAAAAAAUUGUCUACCGACCUGAACCAAGAUUAAAAAAAAAAAAAAAAAGUACAUUCAAAAAUGUUUAGGUUGUCUUUUUUUUUUUUUUGUAAAAUAGGGUGUUUAGCAGGGGACUGUAAAUGGAGAAGCAGAUUUGAGUAAAGCUUUGGUCAUUGGAUCAGUUUUAUAGUGUACAAAAGGGGCUGUUUGAGAGUUGUCAGCUUAUUUUUCAUUUACUCCUUUUUCUUAUGCAAGUUUAAAAAACAAAUUUUUGCAAUGGGCUGCUGUCCUCCGUCUUUUUUUUUUUUCAUCUUUCUCUUCCGUCUACAUUGAGAUGGGCCUUGGACGCUCUCUUUCGCAUUAUCGGUUCAUUAAAAAUAAAUGUGGUAUACUUGGCAAAACUUGUGUAUGCAUUUCCCCUUAUUUGACUAAAAAUUGUGUCAUGCACUAACCCGUGUCCCAAACUGCCUGGUCCCCAUUGGCCCAGCACCUACACUAGCUGCCUGCACACUUUCAACCCUCCUAUGUUCAUGUCGGUGCAUUAACGAGUCCUGAAAAAACUGCUGGCAUUUAGCAGUGUCAGAAUAAAGAUGCUGCACAAAGUUUUGAAGUCUGUUUGCUUUAUGGUGAACAAAGCUGAUGGUUGAACUUGGCAUAAUGAUGAUUACUGCUGAAGUUCAUUUAGACUUCUUUCUUUAAAAAAAUAAAAAUACAAAAUCUGGUUUACAGUGAGGGACUUACCAAUGGAAGUGAAUGGGGCUAAUUUGUAC
Xyrauchen texanus (razorback sucker) is the source of this 3325-nucleotide messenger RNA. Its product is annotated as YTH domain-containing family protein 2-like. Bases 132 to 1973 code for a protein of 613 amino acids. Gene Ontology annotation, cellular component: cytoplasm. The transcript has 6 exons. Gene Ontology annotation, biological process: mRNA destabilization. Lineage: Eukaryota; Metazoa; Chordata; Actinopteri; Cypriniformes; Catostomidae. The record is from RefSeq and is a predicted model, not a curated record. Gene Ontology annotation, molecular function: N6-methyladenosine-containing RNA reader activity; mRNA binding.